Rangifer tarandus platyrhynchus (Svalbard reindeer) is the source of this 294-nucleotide messenger RNA. Lineage: Eukaryota; Metazoa; Chordata; Mammalia; Artiodactyla; Cervidae. The record is from the annotation of a GenBank genome assembly.
AUGGGGAUGGAUGCCAGGACGGCUCGGGCGGCGGAAGAACGCCAACGCUUCCCUCCACCCGUCCGCCUGCCCGCGAGCCCCGUCCCCGCCACCCCACGGACCGGAAUCCCAGCACGCAGGCCUGGACGGCAGUUACAGAGCAGCUGGCUCCCGAGGUCGUCCACCUCCUGCUGCCUCCUGGCGCCUGGGUUACCUUCAGCGUCUCCCCUCCGCCUCCGGAGUGCGCUGCUCGGUGCAGAGGCCGUCGUCUCCUGCACUAGACGCCGGCCACGCUGCUCACCGAGCGCAGUGUGA